Dioscorea cayenensis subsp. rotundata (Guinea yam) is the source of this 1506-nucleotide messenger RNA. RefSeq lists its product as uncharacterized. NCBI's taxonomy places the organism in Eukaryota, Viridiplantae, Streptophyta, Magnoliopsida, Dioscoreales, Dioscoreaceae. The record is from RefSeq and is a predicted model, not a curated record. The transcript is spliced from 2 exons. The coding region runs from base 1 to 1506 and encodes 501 amino acids.
AUGCAUGUCCGGAAUGACCCGGAAAAGGGACUCGAUUUGUUGAUUGAAUUUCUAAAAGAGUUCUUUCCCUUACCUGCUAUUCCUAGAAGUAGUCAUGAGUCCAAAAAAGUCAUCAAGGAUUUGGGUCUUGGGUAUGAAAAAAUUCAUAGUUGCCCUAAUGACUGCAUGCUGUAUUGGGAGCUUAAUGAACAUCAACAAUCUUGUCAUGUGUGUGGCCGUUCUCGCUGGGUGUCGAAUGAUCCCGAACAUUCUGUGGAUGGUGAUGGUGAUACCGUUCGUAAGAGACCUGCAAAGGUAUUACGGUAUUUCCCUCUAAUACCACGACUGCAGAGGAUUUUCAUGUCUUCUAAGACUUCAGAUGAUAUGGUUUGGCAUGUUGUUGGUCGAACAAAUGAUGGCCGUUUGAGACACCCCCGCCGAUGCUCGUGCAUGGAAAUCUUUUUGAUGCAAGAUAUCCAGAUUUUUGCUUGUGAACCACGUAAAAUGUUAGGGCUUUGGGCUUUCCUCGAUGGAUUUAACCCAUUCAAGAUUUUUAAGUACUUUUAUAGUACUUGGCCAGUAGUCUUGAUUCCUUAUAAUUUGCCACCAUGGAUUGGGAUGAAGCAACCUUCUUUCAUCUUAUCAAUGAUUAUUCCAGGCGACAAAGGUCCUGGAAAUGAUAUCGACAUCUACUUGCAACCUCUCAUUAAAGAGUUAAAGCAAUUGUGGGUCGGUGUUGAGACAUUUGAUGCAUCAGUGAGAAAGAAUUUUCAGCUUAGGGCUGUUUUAUUAUGGACUAUCAAUGAUUUUCCUGCUUACGCAAAUUUAUCAAGUUGGAGCACCAAAGGAAACUUGAGAUGCGUGGAGCUCCUCCCGGCUACUCGGAUCGAUAUUUUGUUAAUGUUAAAAUACUUGCAAUUUACAUAUGGAAAAGGGAUGAAGAGUGAUUUGAAGAAAUCAAAAUCUACUUCUACAUCAGUGAAGAGACGACAUCAAGAGCCCAAUGUUGACAUCGACAAUGAUGCGGAUGAGGUAGAGGAAGAUGAAUCACAUGUGGCAAUACUAUGGAAGAAGCGAUCCAUUUUCUUUGAAUUACCUUAUUGGGAGCAUAAUCUAUUGCGGCACAAUCUUGACCUCAUGCACAUUGAAAAAAAUAUUUGUGAAAAUAUUGUUGGCACAAUUCUUAAUGUGGAUGGGAAAUCUAAAGACAAUUUAAAAAGCAGACUGGAUUUGGUGGAAAUGGGUAUUCGUCGAGAGCUUCAUCCUGAAUAUCUUUCCAAUGGAAAUACAAGACUACCACCGGCAUCCUUUUCUAUGUCCAAUGCUGAAAAAGAUCUCUUUUGUCAUGUACUGAGGAAUAUAAAAGUCCCAUAUGCAUACUCUUCAAAUAUUUCCAAAGCUGUGAAUGCGAAAGAACGAAAACUUCAAGGGUUAAAAUCUCAUGACUAUCAUAUAUUACUACAUGAUUUGUUUCCAAUUGCUUUGCGAUCAUCCAUGUCCAAACAAGUGACUCUUGCCAUUUCGUAA